Molecule: messenger RNA, 936 nt
Organism: Monoraphidium neglectum
Lineage: Eukaryota; Viridiplantae; Chlorophyta; Chlorophyceae; Sphaeropleales; Selenastraceae
Product: GTP-binding protein 2
Exons: 8
Coding region: 1-936 (311 amino acids)
Biological process (GO): translational elongation
Molecular function (GO): GTPase activity; translation elongation factor activity; GTP binding
Source: RefSeq, a predicted model, not a curated record
AUGGACCUCUCUGCACUCGAGACGCAGCUGGAGCUCGGCUCCAGCGCAGGGGCGCCGCGGCCGUGGGCGGUGCUCGCGCCGCCUUCGCCGCCCAGGCGCGCUAAGGCCAAGGUUCACAAGAAGCAGCGCUUUGGUAAGAAGGCCGCCCGCCGCGCCGCUCGCGCCUCUGCGGCGGCGGACCCAGACGCGGUCGCGCGGCUGCACGCGGGGCGCGACCCUUCGGUGUCAUCAUUGGAUCCGGAGGUCGAGGAGGGUAACGUCGAGUUCAAGCUCAUGAUCUCGACCUCGAACCCGAUCAGAUACGAGCAGCUGGUCACCCAGAUGAAGUAUCGCCUGGCUGAGGGGCGCGGCGAGGCCUUCUACUACAUAGGCGUGGAGGACGACGGCUACCCGUGCGGCCUGGACCCGCAGCAGCUGGACGCGUCGCUCGCGACGCUGAGGCGCAUGGCGGCCGCCCUGGGGGCGCGCGCCGGCCUGGUGGAGCGCCUGCGGGGCGCCUUUGGCCGGGAGGCGGCGCUGGUCCACGUUGAGCGCAACACGCGGGAGGAGGUGGCCUGCAUCGACCUGCGGGUCGCAGUGGCGGGCUCGACAGAUAGCGGCAAGUCCACCCUGACCGCCGUCCUCACCCACGGCGCCGACGGGCGCCCGCUGCUCGACAACGGGCGCGGCCGCGCGCGCAUGGCGGUGCUGCGGCACAAGCACGAGAUACAGAGCGGCCGCACCAGCAGCAUCAGCCAGGCGCUGCUGGGGUAUGAUGCGGACGGCCAGGUGCUCAACUAUGCGGGCGUCGCGCCCCCCACGCCCGCCGAGGUCUGCUCCGCGGCCGCGCGUGCGGUGACCUUUCUGGACCUUGGUGGCCACCACUCGUUCCUCAAGACCACCCUGUUCGGCCUGACGUCCAUGCUGCCGGCCACUCUCCUUGUCUCCCACAAUUGA